GUUCGUGCUGUCUGUACGUGCCUACUUUCUAGGACUAGCGCUGAGUUAGUUAUCUGGCCAGCCGUGUAUGUAUAAAACCUGUGUAACCCAGAUUGAUGAAUGUAUGAGUGUUGCACGGCCUCUCUCUCUUCGCUCGCUUUGACUCCAGCAUGGUAUCAGUUUAAUCCCGAUCCGCACCUUCCGCUGCCCCACCUCUUUCCUACACUCCGCCGGCGCCAUGAGCACCUCCUCGUCCGUCUCUUCCGCCGGCGACUCCUCCGAUGACGAGCAGUUUGAUCUUCCCGUGGCCACUCAAACCCUUCCCACCAUUACGAUCCAAUCUCUCCGUAUCCGAGACCAUGUCCUCGUCAUUCUCGAUUACGAGAAGGAGAACUACGGCCUUUGGCGCCGCCAGUUUCUCGACGCCCUCGCCAAGUUCGGCCUCACCGACCACGUCGAUGGCUCGCCGGCGCAGGCCACCUCCAAUUGGGUCCUCAACGACUUCGCCAUCCUCUCCUGGUACAACGCCACCGUGACUCCGUCGACCUUGGAGAUCGUAGCGGAGCGCAAGGCCUCGGCCUACACCAUCUGGCGCUCGAUUCGCUCCCUCUUCCGCAGCAAUCGGGAUGCCCGGAUCACAUAUCUCCUGGAUGAGUUCCAUAGCUUCAUUCAAGGAGAGCUCUCGGUCGUGGACUACACCGCCAAGCUGAAGCAGAUGGCGGAUACACUUCGGGACCUCGGCCACCGCAUCAAGGAUCGCGAUCUUGUCCACAACGUCCUGCGCGGCCUCGACGAGCGCUUCCAGCACGCCGUCCCGCACAUGACCAGCGGUCGCCGGCCCUCCUUCAUCAAGCUGCGGGCCUUCCUCCAGUUGGAGGAGCAGCGCCUCGGCCGGCAGGCGCGCGUCGCCGCCCGCACCGCUCUGCUCGCCCAAGCCUCGGCGUACUACGCGGCUCGGCCUCCGACUCCUGCGCCUGUCCCCGCCUCCUUCACCCAGGCCCUGCUCGCCCCCAACACUCACGCCGUGGGCUCUUCUUCCGGCGGCGGCUCUUCAGGCCAUCGCAACAACCGACAGAAGAAAAGGAAGCAGAAUCCUUCCUCCGGCGCCAGCGGCUUCUCUUCAGGCGGGGGUCCCUCCGGUGGGUUUCCCGCGGGCGCGCGCCCUCCCACCACCGUGGCCGGCACCUUCCAGGGCAUCCUUGGAGCUCGCCCGCCCGCUCCGGCUGUGCCUCAGGCUCAUCACGCCACGACCGCGGCCACGCCCUCACCACACUGGGACCAAGCCGCCCUCAUCGCUGCACUCAACCAGAUGGCUCUGCAUCCUCCUUCCGCGCCUGGUGGUGAAUGGGUCUUCGACAGCGGCGCCUCGUCCCACAUGAGCUCCGGUUCCGGAUCUGGCCACCAAGACGGUGCUUCUCCGAUGUGACUCCCCCGGCGAUCUUUACACCUUCGCCCCGCCACGUCACUGCCUCACCGCCGCCGUCACCUCCGACUUGUGGCACCAGCGUCUCGGCCACCCCGGCGCCGCCGUCCUCGCCAAGGCCUCCGCUCAUUUCGAUUUUAGCUUCAAUAAAACUUCGACGAGCAAUUGCGAUGCAUGUCGUUUAGGCAAACAUACAAGGCUCCCCUUUAGUUCUUCUUCUUCCCGCACCACUUUUCCUUUCGAACUUUGUCAUUGUGAUUUAUGGACAAGCCCUCUGUUAAGUGUAUCCGGAUAUCAAUUUUAUUUGGUCAUUCUUGAUGA
Molecule: messenger RNA, 1723 nt
Organism: Triticum aestivum (bread wheat)
Lineage: Eukaryota; Viridiplantae; Streptophyta; Magnoliopsida; Poales; Poaceae
Exons: 2
Coding region: 218-1405 (395 amino acids)
Source: RefSeq, a predicted model, not a curated record